Messenger RNA from Cynoglossus semilaevis (tongue sole), 3255 nucleotides. RefSeq names its product testis specific protein Y-linked (gene tspy). Lineage: Eukaryota; Metazoa; Chordata; Actinopteri; Pleuronectiformes; Cynoglossidae. Gene Ontology annotation, biological process: nucleosome assembly. The transcript is spliced from 8 exons. The record is from RefSeq and is a predicted model, not a curated record. Bases 431 to 2125 code for a protein of 564 amino acids. Gene Ontology annotation, cellular component: nucleus.
CAACGUCGUUGAACGGAUUGUAAGCUAACGGAUAAUAUAAACAUUAAACUCAAUAAACAACGCAGACUAUCACAAAAGACGAGACGGUGAGAUUUCAUCAUCACAUCAAAAUCUUUCCAGCUUUACUAAAAUCCAGCAGGAAGUGAUGCGCUUCUCGUCCUGUGGACUCAUACUGGGUAAAGUUAGCUAACUUGGGUUAGCUGCAGAGUGCUAAUCCCUUCCUUACACAAGGCCGCGGUGGAAUCGGUGAGCUGCUUUCCGUUCUAGCUUCGAUCAGAAUGCAGAUAAGUCUUAUGCAAUUGGAAACAAAUGCAAACUGCCAAGAGAUAACGAAAUACUCAUUUGCUUCCGUUGUUUAACGUAUAAGUCGUAUUUUAGUUGAUCUUGCGGGCUAUCAAGCUUGUUAGCUUUCUGGCUAUUCACAGCUAGUAUGAGCGAAGUGACGGACUGCACGCAGUCCGCAGACUCUGCUUCUAGAAAACGAUGUCCACCAUCACUAGAAAAGGAAGAGGACAACACUGUUCCCAUCAAGUCUACGAAAGUUAGUGACGAGUCCAGUGAUGCGGGGGUCACGUCAGAAAGCUGCAAAAGUGGUGAAACUACAGGAAGCAAGAAAGACUCCAAAGACGGGAAGACAGGAGAAAAAGAAAAAGCAGCUGUUCACACUGAUCAUAGUUCUGACAGUGCAGGAAACACCGGUUCACGGCACGUAAACAAGUUCAGUGUUGGAGGCCAUAAUAAGACCAACACCAAAGAGCCACGUUCCUCUCACUCACAUGUUCCUUCUGAGGCAACGGAAGCUUCAGAGAAGACAAGAAAAGCAGAGGAGGUUCUCAAUCCAGUUCUUCAGUCUGACUCUGCUGCCAUAGCAGCUGCUGAAGCCCUGGCCAGUCUCACAGGAGGAGAUGGAGAAGCCAGUCAAGAGACCCCAUGUUCAUCAGAGAAGGCUAAAGUUAAACAGGGCAGCAAAUUUAGACACCGUGGAUCCCUGCAACACUCAUCCAAAGUAGGAACCGUAACGCAGGCGGCCGCCGCUGACAGCUCCACAUCUUUGCACAGCACGGAGAGAGAAGAACCAGAAGACGUGGCCGAUGCUGAUGAAGGAGAUGAAUCUAUGUCCGCGACGUCAUCCACACCAAGCUCCUCUUUCCCGUCAGACAACGAGGAAAACGAUGACGGCGAGUGUGCCAUUGUGUCCGUUAAGAUGGCUCCAGAAAUGAGGCAGUCGGUGGCCCUUCUGGCACAGGUCCAGAUGAGACUGGAGUCCCUGGAGAAGAGAAGUGCCAGGCUCCACCAACGACUGGAUCUGAAAAUAAACCGUCAACGACGACCACAUCUGGAUCAGCGCAGCUCCAUAACAAAGACUAUCCCGGGCUUCUGGGUGACAGCUCUGUUGAACCAUCCACAUCUCUCAGCUCACAUCGAUGAGACGGAUGAAGACGCCCUCAGUUACAUGACUGAUCUUGAGGUUGAGUCUUUCAAGAACAACAAAGUGGGCUUCAGAAUCCGCUUCCAUUUCAGGCGUAAUCCAUAUUUCCAGAAUAACAUCAUCAUGAAGGAACUGCACCUAGGGAUGGGGGCGCCCAUGUCUUUCUCCAACCCCAUCCUGUGGCAUCGUGGGCAGAACCUGACGGCCAACAGUGAACCCAGAAAGUCCUCCCGCAGGGUGUACCAGACUUUUUUCAACUGGUUCAGUGACCACAGCAGCCCGGGGCAAGAUGACGUAGCACAGAUCCUUAAAGACGACCUGUACAGAGACCCCCUCAGAUACUACCUCACUCCUCUGUGGGAGCCGCAGGAGAACGGCAGUGGCAGUGAAGAAAAAGCAGCUGGUAACGGAAAUGGAGAUGAAUGUGUGGUGAUAUCUGACUCAGACGAUGAGGAGGGUGAAGAGGGUGAGGAUAAACCACAGAGCCAGAGCAGGGACCAGGAAGAAGAAGAAGAAGAAGAGGAGGAGGAGGAGGAGGAGGAAGAAGAAGAAGAAGAGGAGAAGGGGGACAGAGGACCCAGUGGAGAUGAGAGCCCAGAGGAAGAGGAUGAAGGGGGAGAAAUAGUCAUAGACGGGUCUGACGACAGCGACCAGGAGGAGGAGGAGGAAGAGGAGGAGGAGGAGGAGGAGGCCUGAGGAGAGGGAAGAUGCUGAGUCACGAGUGGGACCACAGAGAUAAGGCGCAUGAAAAGGAGCCUCCUCCCCGACCCCACCCUGCCUCACCCCACCCUGCCCCGUCCUGCCCCCCCCCCCCCUCCCGUCAAUAUGCACAGAAUACCAUUGUACAUGUUUUUAUAGCUAACAAGGAAAACUGGUGUUUUGAUUUUUUUUUAAUAGGAAAUGUUCACUGAAAUAAUGAAGCCAAGGCAGCAUACCCCUGACACCCCCCCCCCCCCCCACCUCUGAUUCACCUGCUGUGUAACUGCUUAAUCAAAAAGCAGGACUCCUCUGCGUAACAAUGAGCAUCGUGUCAGGUGAGAAAUGUUUGCCUUUGUUGUCAGGCAUUAAACAGAGAAAAUGAAUCUGAUGAAAUGACAGUACAGUUAAAUGCAAAUAGUACUGAACCAAAACUAGUUCUCAGGGAUGACGACGGUGUUGGUUUUACCAAUAGAACUUUGCUGAUUCUCAGAUGUAUUUACACUCUGGUGGUCGUUAUUAUUAUUUUUUUCCUUUCUAACUAUUCAAACAUCUGCUCUUCUGAAGGACACAGGAAAAAAUAAGCAUUUCUUCCAGGAUCUGUUUUUCUUUUUUUUCUUACUCUAAUUUCCUUUUUCUUUAGAUUGUGGCUUCAAACAUUUGUGUUGUUUUUUUUUGUGUGUGUUUUUUUAAAUGUACAUUUUUGGUGUUCUAUCUUCUAUCGUUUUCGGGGAAAAUGUGGUAUUUAUGAAGAUGUUUUUCUACACAGUAAAUCAUGCGUGUGCGUGUGGACGUAGAGCGAGCGGAUAAUUACAAUAAUCCAGAGGCUAUGUAGAGCUAACGCACAAGAAAGAAAGGUUAUCAUUUUCCAUUUGCUUACUUUUAUCAGUUACAAACAUCAUCGUGCUUCGGAAAAGACGGUAGAUUAAAAAGUUUAAUUGACAAAUAACUAUGAUAAUACUGAUUCUUUUCAUAAACAUGAGCAGAAAGAUAUAUUUUGUGUGCUGUGUUUUAUAAAACACUGUAGUUUAAAAAGAAAUCUCAUUUGUUGCUUUGGUUAGUUAUUUUCUUCGCUCGAAGAUAUUUGUCCACCUUUUGACUGAGACUUAAUAAAGUAGGUACUUGUUUCC